Molecule: messenger RNA, 4034 nt
Organism: Mustela erminea (ermine)
Lineage: Eukaryota; Metazoa; Chordata; Mammalia; Carnivora; Mustelidae
Gene: DMRT2
Product: doublesex and mab-3 related transcription factor 2
Exons: 4
Coding region: 472-2157 (561 amino acids)
Biological process (GO): sex differentiation; regulation of transcription by RNA polymerase II
Cellular component (GO): nucleus
Molecular function (GO): RNA polymerase II cis-regulatory region sequence-specific DNA binding; DNA-binding transcription factor activity, RNA polymerase II-specific
Source: RefSeq, a predicted model, not a curated record
GAGCAGAGGCUGAGUAUUGCAGCAAGGGGCGCUGCGCCGCACGCAGCUGCGUGCGCCCGCGCGCCCCUAGAGCCCGAGAUCUGAGCCAGGCCAGGGCGGCCCAGCCUUCCCGCCCAGACUGGGUCAGAGGAAGCCGAAAGCAGCUUUAGCGGGGUGAAGCGCUCGGGGGUGCGGAGGACCGGUUAGAACUUGGCAGAGUCCGGGAUGUGCGGAGCGAGGCCGCUGAGGACUUGAUUCAUCUUCUCUACCCUUCUCCCCUGCUCCCCAUCCACUGGGCUCCAGGCCUCCAGCUGUCAGCCCCCGAUUUCGUGGCAGGGUGUGGCGAACCCGAUUUCUGUUUGCAAGCACUGCCAGCAGCCCAAGAGCCAGGUCCCAAGGCUGGAUAACUUUUGCCUCGGCUGCUGGCCCGGGCCUCAGAGUCUUGAGCGCGGGAGGACACCGAGCGUCGGCCGGAGCGGAGCGCAGUGCGCCAUGGCCGACCGGCCGGCGGCGGGCCCGGCGGCCGGGGACUGGGAGAUCGACGUGGAGAGCCUGGAGCUGGAGGAGGACGGCCGCGGGCCGCCGCCAACCACCCCGCCCGGGCCCAGCCCGCCGUCGGCCGACGCGGACGGCGAGGACGACGACGACGACGACGACGACGACGACGCGGAGGACGAGGGCGACGGCCUGGACGCGGGCGCGUCCCCGGGGGGGCCGGGCGGGCCGGAGCAGCCGCGGGCCCCACGGCCGGGGCCGAGCCCGGCGCCGCAGGCCUCGCCCGCGCCGGCCCGGCCCCCGGAGCGCGGCGCGAACGCGGGCGGCGGCGCGGAGCCGCGCAAGCUCAGCCGCACGCCCAAGUGCGCGCGCUGCCGCAACCACGGCGUGGUGUCCUGCCUCAAGGGCCACAAGCGCUUCUGCCGCUGGCGCGACUGCCAGUGCGCCAACUGCCUGCUGGUGGUGGAGCGCCAGCGCGUCAUGGCCGCCCAGGUGGCGCUCCGGAGGCAGCAGGCCACCGAGGACAAGAAGGGACUUUCCGGGAAGCAGAAUAAUUUCGAGCGCAAAGCCGUGUAUCAGAGGCAAGUCAGGGCGCCCAGUUUGCUGGCCAAAAGCAUUUUAGAAGGCUACCGCCCCAUUCCAGCCGAGACUUAUGUGGGAGGGGGCUUACCCCUACCUCCCCCGGUUAGUGACCGGAUGCGGAAAAGGCGGGCCUUUGCCGAUAAAGAGCUGGAGAACAUUAUGCUGGAGAGAGAAUAUAAAGAGAGGGAGAUGCUGGAAGCGUCCCAAGCCACUGCCUUGUUCCUGCCCAGCCGCCUGGGGCACGGACCCGAGUACAGCUCCUACCAAAGCGCCUACAGCCCCACCCCAGUGGAGCCGGCGAACAAAGACUUCUGCAAUUUCCUGCCCACCUGCCUUGACCUCACCAUGCAGUAUUCAGGGUCUGGGAAUAUGGAGCUCAUCUCUUCCAACGUCAGUGUGGCCGCGACUUACAGGCAGUAUCCCUUGUCCUCGAGAUUUUUAGUUUGGCCCAAGUGUGGCCCCAUCAGCGACACUCUUCUGUAUCAGCAAUGCCUGCUAAACACCACCACCUCGGUUCAAGCCCUGAAGCCCAGCAGCGGCUGGGACUUGAAGGGAGUGCGGGUCCAGGACGGACUUGUGGCAGAACACGACUUGACGCCCCCCAAGCUAGAAGGCUCGCUGCUGCUGCCUCACCCUGCGGAGGUCCAGACCUCGAGAAGUGACCUUCAGGGUCACCAGGCCAUCCCCGAGAGGUCUGCCUUCUCCCUACCCAGACGGAAUUUCUCUGCCCUUGUUGACACGGACUCCCUGGCGGCUCAAGGGGACGUCUUAACCAAGAUCAGCAAAGAAAGCGCCAGGCACCCUCUACCACUUAAACAUAAUCCAUUCCACUCAUUAUUCCAGCAAACUCUUCAUGACAAAUCAGGUCCUGAGUUGCAAACACCAUUUGUCAAAGAGGCCUUUGAAGAGGUCCCUAAGAAGCACAGGGAGUGUCUAGUCAAGGAGAAGCAGAGGUACACAUUUACAAUAGACAGAUACGCCAAAGACCUUUUCGUAGCCAAACAAGUCGGAACAAAACUGUCUGUGAAUGAGCCGCUGUCAUUUUCUGUUGAGUCUAUUCUUAAGAGGCCUUCAUCUGCCAUCACUCACGUCUCUCAGUGAAAGGCUGCUUACAGGGAAAGCUGGAUUUUCUGCCGUCUCAGAGGGUUCUUACCAGUUGCUAAUUUUUUUUUUAAAGAAAAAAAGCUAAGAUGUUUGUCUAAAGAAAUUUCUAAUGUAAAAGGUGAUGAUUUAAAAAAUGAUAUCUAUUCAUAUGCAUGUACUUUUUCUCCCAUAAAUAUAUUUAAACCUAAAGAUGGAAAUUGCUUACGUGCAAACUGUAAAGUUCCGUGCUUUACACCGCAUUUCAAAAAGCAAUAAAGUUGACACUGUCUUCUCAAAGACCCAGUAUUUGCAGAAUUACCUAGUUGUCUCUGUCUAUAAGAAAAACUAGUGUCCAUGAAACAUGUUCCUUGUUUUUCUGUGAUUCUGCAUAGUUUAAAAUGCUCCCAGUGGUGGUCCCUGGGGGCCACAGGAGAUAGCUUAUAGUGCCUUAGUUUUGCAUUUUAGAGGCUGUGUAAAUAUAGCUACUCAAAAUUGAGGCAAAAAAUAGCUUUAAGGAGCAUAGAACAGCUUUGCCUGUUUCUAGAAUCAUAAUUUUGCGUGAUGGGACAAAGUGGAAUUAAUUUGCAGGAAGAUCAAGUUUAAGGUCUUGUUUUUAUGGUGAUCUGAGUUCUCGGGAUGGAUGUCUUUUAGCUCUUGGCAUCCCAGUUUCCUGACGGGAGGUGUAUCUGGGUCCUCAAGCUUCCUUUCCAGAUUGAGCUUUCUAGGCCGUCUAGGCAGCUAGCGCUCCCAGAGCAGAUUCACUUGUCAUCAGACUGUACGGUUGAACCCCUCUCAGCUCUGUUAUUUCACUGUUUCCUAAGGACCGGAGACAGCAGACACCGAGAGGGGGUCACGGUCACGACUCUUCCGUGUCCAGCUUGAUGCUCCCACAUUGUCACCAGUGCCAAAGGCUUUCGGCGUAGCUUUAAACAAAAUCACGUUCAGAUCGCUUCAGCUGACAGUGGCCGAAGCUGGCAUUCAGUCUUCACAGCAUGAGGGUGACUUCUGGAGUCUUAACCCCACCCUUCCAUUUUUGAGUUUAUUACCACCUUCUAGUUUUGCUCAAUAAAAUGUUAGUAACUGUUGUUCUCUAUGAUUGAUAAAAUGAGAGUAUUAAAUUUAUCUCUGAAGACCUCAUCUGCAAACCCCAAAUGAAGUUUUUAGGAUGCCACAGUCAUUUCACCCCCGAAAAUCCAGAGCCAGACAACCCACCGUUGGUUUUGCAAUGGAGUGAGUUGUUAUUUCCAGUUCUCCUGUCACUUGGGGAGCAAGAACACUCGUUGGGCAUGUGGAAUGUGCCAAGAGGUUUGGCAUUUUAAAGAGUUUCUUGCUCUGGAAAACGUUUAAAAUUAUUUAAAAAUGAUUUUGCUACUGAUGAGCUCAUGUAAACCUCCAGGGGUUCUCUGAAUUCUUGCUUAAAAUGAGAAUCGAUUUCAAAAACAACAAGCCAAGGCUUAGAUUGAUUUCCAGUUUGUUCUUGUAAAAUAAUAUGUGGUUUGAUUGAGUCAAAUUUACUUAUUCUUACUAUGGCAAAAGCCAGAGCAAAUGGCAGUUUGCCAGAGGGAAAGAAAAUGAAAGAGGACAGAGCUCACAAUGACGGAGAUUAUCAUCAUUAAGUGGAAAUAUGUUUUCCAGUCACGAAUGCUGGUGUCUGGGACAGAAUCUGACUUCAGCCACCCCUCCCGCUCCUCCAGCCAUCUUUGUUUUAUCCAGAGAGUUGUUGAUUUUUGUCUUCCUAUCAGGAAUUUGUUUUUUGUGUCUGGUGUGAAGUGUAAACGUAGCAUUCAACCUAACUACUGCCGAGGUAAUGGGGAAAACACAUCAGAGUAAACUCACAGGAAAAAAAUCCCAACAGGGAAAAAUAAAUCCCAAGGAGAAGGCCUUCUUAAUCCAAA